Messenger RNA from Cyclospora cayetanensis, 339 nucleotides. RefSeq lists its product as uncharacterized. The coding region runs from base 1 to 339 and encodes 112 amino acids. The transcript is spliced from 3 exons. Lineage: Eukaryota; Apicomplexa; Conoidasida; Eucoccidiorida; Eimeriidae. The record is from RefSeq and is a predicted model, not a curated record.
AUGCGCGGUUUGUUGCUGGCAUUUGCGGACUCUCCCUUGGAAUUUGGAGUUGUUCGCAGCACGUGCCUGAAGGCCACGUGGCGCUUCUCAAGAAGCGUGGAGAUGGUGACACAGCUUUUUUGUUUUGUCCUUGUCAGAUUCCUUGAUCACGAGGCGCGGAGCGAUAUCUUGGCAGUCUGCAAAGAGGCAACGUUCGACACGUUGCUUGGCGUUGGCGAGGAUGCGGAUGCAGCGAAAGAUCAAAUUCUGAAUCGACUCAGAGACGCUGCAACGUUUUACAAACUCGUCAUCACUGAGGCCAAAAUCAUUUUGCGAGACCCCAACGCAGAGGAGGACUAG